Messenger RNA from Thyridium curvatum, 2301 nucleotides. RefSeq lists its product as uncharacterized. The transcript is spliced from 5 exons. Gene Ontology annotation, molecular function: DNA-binding transcription factor activity, RNA polymerase II-specific; transcription cis-regulatory region binding; zinc ion binding. Gene Ontology annotation, biological process: regulation of DNA-templated transcription. Lineage: Eukaryota; Fungi; Ascomycota; Sordariomycetes; Thyridiales; Thyridiaceae. Gene Ontology annotation, cellular component: nucleus. The record is from RefSeq and is a predicted model, not a curated record. The coding region runs from base 1 to 2301 and encodes 766 amino acids.
AUGCACCAGUCACCGAACACUGGCCGGACGGCCGGCGCAGAUACCAUGUAUCUACUUCAAGUCCCGCUGGACCAACUUCCCUCUCCCAACGAGGCUGACGGCAGUAACAAUAACGGCGACGGUGCUCACAACAAGAACAAGGGGCCUCGUGCCUGCAAGACUUGCGCCAAGGCCAAGUCGCGCUGCAUCCCUGGCCCCUCGCCGGACAAGUGUGAGAGAUGUCACCGGCUCAACAAGCCCUGCUCGUCCCAGACGCCCGCGCCGCCGCGGAAGCGCCGGUCCCCCAAGCCCACGCGCGUCUCGCAGCUGGAGCGCCGCCUGGAGGACCUGACCGCCCGCCUGGACAGCGUCUCCCGGGGCCAGGGCCCCACGCCGCCCGACUCGGCGGGCAGCCCGGCGUCCGGGUCGUCCCUGGAGCAGCGAGCGUCCGCCGCGUCGCAGAAGGCGGUCCACGGACCGUGGAACCCGCGGCUGCACGUGUCGCGGUACGCCCCCUUCAACCACCUGUUCCCCCUGGACCAGGUCCGUGUCGGCGCCGUCGAACCUACGGAUUCCCCCAUGGACAUGGGCAGCGGCUCCGGUGCUGCUGCUGCUGCUCUCGUUCCCAGUCCUCCCGCCGCCGUCAACGGGCGAGUGGAGUCCGUACCCACGUCGCCCGAGGGCGCAUCACCGACGCCGCCGGCAUCGGCACCAGCACCGGCACCGCCGACGACUGCGCACGCCCCCGCCGAGUACGAGAGCAUCGAGGAGGAGCGCCGGCGCAAGUUCUGCCCCUUCGUCCCGCCGGGGCAGCCCGAGCCCGAGCCGACGGCCGAGGAGCUCGAGGCGCGGGAGCCGCUGUGGCCCCGGGGCCAGGAGGCGGAGAGCCUGCUCGAGGAGUACCGGGCGCAGCUCGUGCCGCUCUUCCCCUUCGUCGCCCUGCCCGCCGGCGUGCCGUCGCGCGAGCUGCGGGUCGCGCGGCCGCUGCUGUGGAAGGCCGUCAUGAUGGGGGCGUGCCACCUCGACGGGGCGCGGCAGAUGGCGCUCGGCGCCGCGCUGCUGGGCGAGCUGUCGGCCGCCGCGCUGACGGCGCCCAGGAGGGGGAUCGACGUGCUGCAGGCCCUGGAGCUUCUGGUUGCGUGCUUCCAGACGACGAAUCUGCUGUACCUGGCGCGCUCGAUAGCCUAUUCGUUGAAAUCUAUCGAGGCGCAGCUGGCUAUCAAGGGCAAAGAUCAUGGGCCGCAGGUUUUGGAGGAGAUGAGGGCUUUCUUGGGUGCCUUUUAUAUCUCUAGCUUGGUGUUUGCAUCGAGCAAGAAGAUCGACGGGCUUAUGGACACGACAAUGGUCGAAGCUUGCUGCCGUGUCUUGGAGCACAGGAUGGAGCUCCCCAGCGACGAGUUUCUCUUGGCCCUUGUUCGAAUCCAGCUGCUCUCUCAGAAACUAUCGAUCAAAGUAGUCUCGAUUCAGUCUUGUGCUUCGACGUCAGAGGAAGACAUCAGAACUAUGGUCAAGCAGUUCGAACAGGAGAUCGACGUCUACCGGGCCUCGCUCACCCAGAAUCUUCGAGACAACGAUGCCAUCAACAGCCAUGUACAGGUGGCCAGGCUGAUUCUCUACGAAAUCGGCAUGCAAGUCGAUCAGUUGGGCAUAGCGACCUCGGCGGAGACGAGGCUGCUACUUUUGUGGUCCAGCCUUACUGCCGUCAAGGACUUUUUCAUGAACCGCUUCGCUCAGGACAUCCGGAACGAGCCGCGCUUCAUAUGUCUCAAUUCAUACGAGUACACGUACUGUUUCCUGUUAUCGCUCAAGCUCAUCACGCUGCGGACGCCUGGCUGGGACCCCCAGGUCGCGAGAAGGAUGCUCAACUUCGACGAGUACCUGGACAGGCAAAUCUCGGACAUGCUGGUGCUGGCACAGAGACGGAGGCGCAGGACGGUGCACAUCGGAGAUGCCAUGGACCAGGGAAGUCUCCGCGAGGGGUUCAUCGAUCCCUUCGAUCGCCUUGCUCAGCGGAUGACUUUCUUGCGGAGCACCCUGGUGAAAGAACUCGAUGGCGAGUUCCCUCGGGAUGCUGCUACCGCCACAAACACCGCCACCACCACCACCACAAGUCCAGUCUCGGAAGCGCCUGUAGCAGCAGAGCCGUCUCCUUUGGAAGCAGAUACGGGCGCCGAGCCAAUGGCUCUCGACUCGGGCUUGAUGUCACAGUUCGACUCGUUCCAGGACUUGAACAGCGAAGCCUGGGCCGAUAUGCUGGGCCCAGGCGGGUGGGACAGCUAUCUCAAUAUGCCAUUUUCGGAUCUGUCAGAAGGAAUAUUCUGA